CUCUGGAUUUUGGUAGGUAGUGGUUCGGUUUUGCCGCUGAUAUUUAAUUUUACGUUAUACAGGCUUGAUAACGAAACGCGAUGACGUGUGAAUGGCCGUAAGUGAAAGUAAAUUUUAGUGGUAGGAGCAAUACGCGUAGGCCUUCAAUAUUAGUUCUGUAUUUGUGUAGUUGCAGUCUCUCGCGCUCAGUGGUCACGUUCACUCGGAUCCCUCAGUUUUAUUUACGAUGUGUGGAAUAUUUGCGUACAUUAACCAUUUAACACCUAAGACCCGGCGUGAAAUUUUAGAACUACUUGUCAAUGGACUUAAACGUUUAGAAUACCGCGGUUAUGAUUCAGCCGGUGUAGCUGUGGAUUCCGCGGAUCAGAAAGACAUAGCUGUUGUUAAGCGAAGCGGUAAGGUAGCCGCAUUAGAAGAAUUGCUGCAGGAACGUAGUAUUGAACUAUCAGUUGAAGAAUGUGUGGACUCUCAUUGUGGAAUAGCUCACACUCGUUGGGCAACUCAUGGGGAACCAAGUGCUGUUAAUUCUCAUCCACAACGGUCUGGCGAGGACAAUGCUUUUGUUGUUAUUCAUAACGGUAUCAUUACAAACUACAAGGAAGUCAAGACUUUUCUUGAGAACAAAGGCUACAUAUUUGAAUCACAAACAGAUACUGAAGCAAUUGCUAAGCUGAUUCAUCAUAUUUAUAAUCAGCACAAAGAAAGCAGCUUCCAAGAAUUAGUUGAACAGGUAAUUCAACAACUUGAAGGAGCUUUUGCUUUAUGUUUUAAGUCACGCUACUUUCCUAAUGAGUGUGUUGCGACCCGCCGUGGAAGUCCCUUGCUUGUUGGAAUUAAGACACCUCGUAGGUUGUCCAGUAACCAUGUUCCAAUUAUGUACACCAACAAUAAAGCUACUAGAGGUGUAGUGCCUCCUGUUCCUAGAGUCAAUAGUCAUGCUCACUUUGAGCCAGAGGAAGAAAGAGAUGUUGAAUAUUUCUUUGCUUCUGAUGCAUCUGCUGUUAUUGAACAUACAAAUAGAGUACUUUACUUUGAAGAUGAUGAUGUUGCUCAUAUCAAGGAUGGUGUCCUUAGUAUUCACCGAAUGUCCGGUAGCAGCAAUGAUCCCCAUGAAAGAGAAAUUUUUACUUUGAAGUUGGAACUUCAACAGAUUAUGAAGGGAAAUUAUGAAUAUUUCAUGCAAAAAGAAAUAUUUGAACAGCCAGAGUCCAUUGUAAAUACAAUGAGGGGCAGAUUAAACUUUGCAAAUGGUACUGUUACUUUAGGAGGUAUUAAAGAUUAUAUUCCUGAAAUUAAGCGCUGUCGAAGACUUAUGUUAAUAGGAUGUGGUACAAGUUACCACAGUGCUGUAGCUACCCGACAGCUUUUGGAAGAAUUAACGGAGCUACCAGUUAUGGUGGAGUUAGCUUCUGAUUUUCUAGAUAGAAACACCCCUGUUUUCAGAGAUGAUGUAUGUUUCUUUAUCUCUCAGUCUGGUGAAACUGCAGACACACUUAUGGCUCUCCGAUACUGUAAACGCCAUGGUGCCCUUAUUGUUGGAAUAACAAAUACUGUUGGAAGUUCAAUAUGCCGUGAAUCACAUUGUGGUGUUCAUAUCAAUGCCGGUCCUGAGAUUGGUGUUGCUUCUACUAAGGCAUACACUUCUCAGUUUGUUUCAUUGGUCAUGUUUGCUUUAGUGAUCAGUGAAGAUAGAAUUUCACUACAAAAAAGACGUGCUGACAUUAUAGAAGGUUUACAUGAGUUGGAUUCAAAAAUUCGCCAGGUUCUUGCCUUAGAUGAAGAAGUCAAAGCUUUGGCGCAAGAUCUUUAUCGACAAAGAUCACUCUUAAUAAUGGGCCGAGGUUACAACUUUGCUACAUGCCUAGAAGGUGCACUCAAAGUUAAAGAACUAACCUACAUGCACAGCGAAGGAAUUAUGGCAGGUGAAUUGAAACAUGGGCCUCUAGCACUCAUAGAUGAUUCAAUGCCUGUUAUGAUGAUAGUGAUGCGUGACCCUGUUUACAUAAAAUGCAUGAAUGCUCUACAACAAGUAACAGCACGUCAAGGUCGUCCAAUAGUAGUCUGUGAGGAGGGUGACACAGAAACAAUGGCACUGGCAUCACAAAGUCUCCAAGUGCCUAAAACAGUUGAUUGUUUACAAGGUGUCCUAACAGUUAUUCCUAUGCAGCUUCUGGCCUACCACAUUGCUGUUUUGCGUGAUUGCAAUGUUGACUGCCCGCGCAAUCUCGCAAAAUCCGUUACAGUGGAAUAAGGUUAUUAUAUCUUUGUAGAUAAACUUAUACUCAGUGGUGUACAUUGAGAAAGGCCUAUGUCCAGCAGUGGAUAACUGUGGACUGAUGAUAAUCAAAGUUAUACUCAUUAGUAUAAACUUAAAAUUUGAAACUACCAAACUUUCAAUGAUAAUUUGUAUGAAAAUGUACAUGGUUUGUACACACAUGUUUUCAAUCUUGAGUUAAAUAUUCAAAAUUCAAACAAUUCAGUCUUAGUUUAUUAAUUUUCAUUCAGAAACGCAAUAAGCAGAACUGUUAACUUUUGAUUAAACGUUUUAGUACCUUUCCUAUUACUUUUAACUUUAGGGAACCAUUUAGUGUAUUUUCAGGAAUGAGUCCCAAACUACAUUUAUUUCUUAACCUUUAAAGAAACAUUCCUAAUGAUAAUUUUUAUACUUCUUCUAUAACAUUCCGUGAAUUGUGAAUUCAACGCAAAUUUGUUGCUAUCAAGGCCAUAUUCCCUUUAUUUUUGUGAUGUUAUGCGGCCCCGCCCAUUCACUUAAAGUGUUCAAACAUAAAUAAAGAAUGAAACAAAUAUUAGAGUAAUUUCAAAAACGGGAAUUAAUUUAGCAAUUUUAUUUGGUGCAGUCUAUAUUUUUCUUAAAUUUUACUGUUAACCUUAUAAUGACAAAGUACUAAGUUAAAUCAUAUAUUAACAAUAAAAUGUUCUUCAAAUACCUAUUAAUUAUUUAAGUAAUCGAAUAAAUAUAUUAGUAACAACCUUAAGAAAUCAGAAUUAAUAGGGCCUAGUUCAUUAGUACUUUCUGUUAUCGUUGAUACCUACGUCGAUAUCGUAAUUGAACACAAAUUAAAAAAAUAACCUUGUUUAAAAUCACCGACCGAUCUGAUAAGUAAUUUGCGGAAAACGUUUAUCUAUAUCUGCUUGUUUAUGGCAAUAACUUAAAAAUGAAAUCUUCGCAGAAAUCACUUUUAUUAAUGUAAUCUAAAAGCAGAUUAGUUACAUGAAAAAAAAAAUACCUGACAUCACAGUAUGUAAAGAGAUUCGAUAAAUAUAACUGAUUGAAAUUUGAAAGAUUAUAUAUUUUUAGAUUUUUAUAAAAAAUUGAAGUGUUUGUUGUGUAAAUAAUUAUUGUGGAAUUUUAUUACUUAAUACUUAAAAUUAAUGCUCUUUAAUAUGAAUAUUAAUUCGUAUGCUCAGUAUGUAAAUUCAAGCGGCAGAACAUUAAAUAUAACUUAAUUUCAAAGUAGUAUAACUGCAUAUUGCGUUAUCACAUUGGGCAACGACAGGCUGGGUCAUUAAAGAAAUUUUUAUUCAAGUCUAAUAUCGUGAUGUCUGUUUAAAAUCUGAAUAAUUUUGUACAUAGCGCCGCCAAUUAUUUUGAAUAAUCAAGUUCAUGCGUUAAGGUAGUAAUUUUUGUGUAAAUGUGUAAUAGAAAAACCAAAGAGUCAUGAAUUCAUGAUUCACAAAACAAUAAAAUGUCACAUAUGAGUCGUCUAUUAUCAAAGGUGGCAAUCUGUGCAUUUGGACAAAAAAAUGUUAUUGAUAUGUCAAUACAGA
Molecule: messenger RNA, 3789 nt
Organism: Bombyx mandarina (wild silkworm)
Lineage: Eukaryota; Metazoa; Arthropoda; Insecta; Lepidoptera; Bombycidae
Product: glutamine--fructose-6-phosphate aminotransferase [isomerizing] 1
Biological process (GO): carbohydrate derivative biosynthetic process; protein N-linked glycosylation; fructose 6-phosphate metabolic process
Molecular function (GO): L-glutamine:D-fructose-6-phosphate transaminase (isomerizing) activity; carbohydrate derivative binding
Source: RefSeq, a predicted model, not a curated record